Messenger RNA from Loxodonta africana (African savanna elephant), 1325 nucleotides. RefSeq names its product selenoprotein H (gene SELENOH). Gene Ontology annotation, cellular component: Golgi apparatus. The record is from RefSeq and is a predicted model, not a curated record. The transcript has 4 exons. Lineage: Eukaryota; Metazoa; Chordata; Mammalia; Proboscidea; Elephantidae.
CUGUAAGGGAGCAGCGGCGGUUCAGUGGUGGAAAUCUUGCCCUUCCGUGCGAGAAACCCGAGUUUGAUUGCCAGCCAGUGCACCUCAUGCACAGCCAACCCCACUCCCAACCCCCUCAGUGGCGGCUUGCCUGCGGAACAAGUUUCAGCAAAGCUCCCGGACUAAUACGACUAGGAAGAAAGGCCUGGUGAUCUACUGAAAAGCAGCUAAUGAAAACCUUAUGGAUCACAGAGGUCUGAUCAUGCGGGUGGUACGGGAGCAGGCAGCUUUUCUGUUGUGCAUGGGGUGGGUUACUGUGAGUUAGGAUGUCAGUCAGCUAACAGUUUCCUUAGUCCAGAGUUCAGACCGCCUGGCGUUAGGAGGACUAGGCUAUUGGCGGGUCCACGGUUCCCAGGGAGGAGGGCUUGGGGACACAGGGUUGUGGCACAUACGGUGUGUUUUCACUGCCAGACUUGCCUUCAGAGCUACCUAGUCCCAGUCCCCUUCCUCUUUGUGCCUUCCCGGCACCCCCCGCCUGCAGAGUGGUUGUGCCCGAAAGUCCCGCCUCCAGACCUCACGUGUGCGCCGCAGGCCACGCUUUCCGCCGCCUCUGCAGCGGCUUCGUGCUCCGCAGCGGAAGUUUCUGCCCUUCGUCUGGGCUGCAGAGCGAGGGCCUCCGUUGUCCCGUUCUGCUCAGCGGUCAGUCUCGUGUACCCCCUCUCCCCACAAUCCGCUUUGUUCCCCGCCGGGCUCCAGGCGCCAUGGCUUCCCGCGGAAGGAAGCGGAAGGCUGAGGCGGCGGUGGCGGCGGCGGCGGCGGAGAAGCGGGAGAAGCCGGUUGGCGGCCAGGCGGCAGCGGAGGAGGUGGUCGUCAUCAUCGAGCAUUGCACAAGCUGACGCGUCUACGGGCGCAACGCCGCGGCCCUGAGCCAGGCGCUGCGCCUGGAGGCCCCUGAGCUUUCAGUGAAGGUGAACCCCUCCAAACCGCGGAGGGGCAGCUUCGAGGUGACGCUGCAGCGCCCGGACGGCAGCAGUGCGGAGCUCUGGACUGGCAUUAAGAAGGGGCCCCCACGCAAGCUCAAAUUCCCCGAGCCUCAGGAGGUGGUGGAGGAGCUGAAGAAGUACCUUCCGUAGGGAGGUUUGGGCAGAACGCCUCAAGCCGAGCCUUCUGUCCCUGGUGAUGUUGGAGCAUUUAUGACGGAACAUGGCCAAACCUCAGUCAUGUGCCUGAAGCCACGGUUUCUUCCCCUCCAGAAAUGAUGGUUCAGUUGUGAGGCAGCCUUCUAGUAAGGCACUGCAGAAGUUCUUGGAUUUGCUUUUUUUAAUAAAAGUUCUUGUUAUAAAGUA